Messenger RNA from Zingiber officinale, 1007 nucleotides. RefSeq names its product cysteine-rich repeat secretory protein 38-like. The transcript has a single exon. NCBI's taxonomy places the organism in Eukaryota, Viridiplantae, Streptophyta, Magnoliopsida, Zingiberales, Zingiberaceae. The coding region runs from base 142 to 894 and encodes 250 amino acids. The record is from RefSeq and is a predicted model, not a curated record.
AGAACGAUUCUAAUCUUGCGAGCUUGACCAUUCCAAACUACCCACUAUCCUCAAUUAUAAAUACUAGCCCUGCUGACAGAUUGAUCCAAGAGCCUGUCCAUAGCAACCUCGCUCGAUCGGUACUCAUUCUCCCUUCACAAUAUGCAUUCCCCUGCAUCAUCUACUCUUUACCUCCUCUGCUCCGCUCUCUUUAUCCACGCAGCUCUGACCACUGCCGUCGAUCCUCUUCAUGCUGCGUGCUCCACCUCCAAAAACUACACAUCACAUGGCGCUUUCAGCAACAGCUUGCAUCAGAUGAUGUUCCUGCUCGCGACAAAAGCGGCACCGAUCGGGUUCGCACUCGGCUCCGUCGGGCACGGCGACAGCCGAGUGAACGGCCUGGCGCUGUGCCGCGGCGACGUCCGAAGCUCAGCAUGCGCCGCGUGCAUCCGCUCUGCUGGCGCCCGAGUCCGCGACCUCUGCCCUCGCAACAACGAAGCCAUCAUUUGGUUCGACGAGUGCAUGCUGCGGUACUCGGACACGGAAUUCUUCGGCGACGUCGACUACGACCACAGCUUCUCCUUGUUCGAUCCUAGGAACACGUUUAACACUGGGAAUGUUUCAGACGCGAAGGCGUUCUACGGAAAGGUGGAGUUCUUGUUGGAACGGCUGAAAAACAAGACCUACAUCUCGCCGUUGCUUUUCGCAAACCAAGAAUUGGAGAUAGGAGAGUCGAGGAAUCUGUACGGAGUUGCUCAGUGCACGAAAGAUAUAUCCGGUGGUGACUGCAAGAAGUGUCUGGAGGCCGCCAUUAACAAGCUUCGCGGUUGUUGCAGGGGGCAACGAGGGGGAAGGGUAGUAGGUGGCAGCUGUAACAUGAGAUACCAGUUGUACCCUUUCUUAGAUGAUGCCUAGGAUCGAUGUUAGCAUCCAUUUUGUUUUUUUUUUUCUGUUUUUUUUUUUUUGGUGUUUUGUGUAGCCAGUAACAAUUCUUAGCUGACAAUAAUUAAAAGAAAUGUUUCUCAAUA